Molecule: messenger RNA, 501 nt
Organism: Solanum verrucosum
Lineage: Eukaryota; Viridiplantae; Streptophyta; Magnoliopsida; Solanales; Solanaceae
Exons: 2
Coding region: 1-501 (166 amino acids)
Source: RefSeq, a predicted model, not a curated record
AUGAGUAAGUUUCUGUUUAGGGUAUCCGACUUGAUGAAGAUAGAGUGCAGGAAUGCUAUGUUGUUAGAGGAUAUGAAUAUCUCUAGGUUUAUGACUCAUUCCCAGCAGGUUGAGGAUGACAAGCUUAGGGAAAUGACUAAGGACAACAAGAAGGCUAGAACACGAAAGUUCCGACAGGAUCAAAAUGGUAGGACAUCAGGCUCUAAAUCUCAGGGGAGUGCUUCAGGUAACAAGACCUUCCCAACUUGUCCAAAGUGUGGUAAGAACCAUCUAGGCGACUGUCUUGCAGGCAAGGAAGGGUGCUUUGGGUGUGGUCAGUCUGGCCAUAGGUUGAAGAAUUUCCUUUCAUCGAGGUACGGGCAAGGAGGUAACAACAAUAGGGCUCAAUCUACAACUCCAGCAGCACCAGCAGGUCGCCUAACUCAGCAGGGUGCUUCGUCCGAUAGUGUUGGCAGUCAGCACCAGAACAGGUUGUAUGCUCUCCAGGAUCGCCAGGACUAG